CUCCGUGCUCUGACAAUAUGACCAUUUCCAAUUUCUCAAUUCUCAUUGCUCAUUUAUAUCACUUCUCUGGGAAUUUGCAUCGAUCGUUUGAGCCGGUGACUAAACAUAGUUAAUGUGGUGGGUUGAGUGAGAAGGUGAAUCAAGUUAGUGAGAGUAGAAGAAGGAGCAAAAGAGUUUUCCUCUUGCUGGGUGAAAGAAAAGAAUGGGGCACAGUUCCAGGAAGAAGAAGCGUGGAGGAGGUAGUGGAAGGAGAAUUAAGGGAAGAACACCCCUGAAAGAUCACGUUUCUCAAUUUAGUGGGGAUGAUAAUGAACUAUCGGAAGAAAUAACAGCUCUAUGUGCAAUUUUCCAAGAAGACUGCAAUGUUCUUCCUGGAUCACCUCCUCAGAUAGUUAUUACGCUCAGACCGUAUUCAAAGGGCAUGGGCUAUGAGGAUGUAGAUGUUUCUGCUGUUCUUGUUGUUAGGUGCUUACCUGGCUAUCCUUUCAAGUGUCCAAAGUUGCAAAUUACUCCUGAGAAUGGUUUAUCAGAAAGUGACGCUGAUAAACUUAUGUCUCUCCUCCAUGAUCAGGCUAAUUUAAAUGCCAGGGAGGGAAGAGUAAUGAUCUUUAAUUUGGUAGAGGCUGCUCAAGAGUUUAUGUCCAGUAUUGAGCCUGCUGGCAAAUUAAAUGACUCUAAGAAUUUGCGCUCAACUAUGGAAAGCAAUGAAGAAUUGUUUCUCAAGGAUAUAGCAACUUCAAAUGGAAGUUCUUUUGUUUAUGGUUUCAUAGACCUCUUCAAUGGCUAUGGAGAAUCAUGGAAUUGGGGUUUUGGAAUGGAUGAAACUUGUGGUAAAAUUUCUCCAGUCCCAGCCUCAAAGUUAGAUGCCCAUGAGCAUGUUUAUGGGACUGAGGAAAAUAAAUCUGAUAUAACUUCAAAACCACCUAAAAUACAAGAAACAAAGGAAGGCCUGUUAGUUUCUCCAACUGCCAAAUUAGAUACCUCGGGGGAAAACAGUGAAGAAAGCAACAAGAGCAUGCCUUCAUCUAAUUCAAGUAGAUGUCAUGCAGUGGAUCUCAUAGGGAAUGGCAAUGAAAAUGAGAAAGAGCAAGAUUUUAUCCUUGAUGAGUAUACAUCAGAGGAUAAUGAAGAAGGUAUUUAUGCAACUGCGUUUUCAGAGCCUCAGUCUUCUGCAUUCAUGGCUCAUCAUCGAGAACUUCAAACAGAUGAAAGGGAUCUGAUGAUGGUCCACUUGCUUCGCCUUGUUUGUUCCUCAAAAAGUCCUUUGGCUAACUCUUUGCCGCAAAUAGCUUCAGAGCUGUACAAUUUAGGGAUCAUUUCUGAUUGGGCAAAGGAUAUGGCAUCUGAGCCACCUUCUUGUUUUAACAAAACUUUUGAUCAUGUUUUCCAGAAACACCUGGUAUCAUCUAAAAUAUCACAGUUUUGGAAACCUUCUGAUCUUGGAGGCCCAACUACGGUUCCCAUAAGUUCUCGAUAUUUGAAUGACUUUGAGGAGCUACGGCCUCUUGGUCAUGGUGGUUUUGGUCAUGUUGUGUUGUGCAGAAACAAACUUGACGGAAGGCAGUAUGCAGUAAAGAAAAUUCGCCUUAAUGACAAAAGCAUGCCAGUAAAUGACAGGAUUUUAAGGGAAGUAGCAACUCUUUCCCGUCUGCAACAUCAGCAUGUUGUUCGGUAUUACCAGGCAUGGUUUGAAACUGGUGUUGCUGAUUCUUAUGCUGAUGCUGGUUGGGGUUCAAGAACUCCACUGAGCUCCACCUUCAGCUUUAAAGCUACAAGGUCCCAAGAGACUCUCGGACAUGAGAAUCAGCUUGAAUCAACUUUCCUUUACAUUCAAAUGGAGUACUGUCCCAGAACCCUCCGCCAGGUAUUUGAGUCUUACACUCAUUUUGACAAAGAACUGGCAUGGCAUUUGUUUCGUCAAAUAGUAGAAGGCUUGGCGCACAUACAUGGACAGGGAAUAAUUCAUCGGGAUUUGACUCCAAGUAACAUAUUUUUUGAUGCACGGAAUGAUAUCAAAAUUGGUGAUUUUGGUCUUGCCAAGUUUUUGAAGUUGGAGCAGUUGGAUCAAGAUCUGGGAUAUCCAGGUGACACAAAUGGAGUUUCCUUUGAUGGCACUGGACAAAUUGGGACGUAUUUCUAUACAGCUCCUGAAAUUGAGCAAGGGUGGCCUAAGAUUGAUGAAAAGGCUGAUAUGUACAGCUUAGGGGUAGUUUUCUUUGAACUUUGGCAUCCGUUUGCAACAGCAAUGGAGAGACAUAUUGUAUUAUCUGAUCUGAAGCAGAAAGGAGAACUACCUUCUCCAUGGGUUGCUGAGUUUCCAGAACAGGAAGCCUUGCUCCGGCAGCUAAUGUCUCCAAGUCCAAGAGAUCGUCCUUCUGCCACAGAACUUUUACAGCAUGUGUUUCCUCCACGGAUGGAGUCUGAGUUAUUAGAUGAUAUCCUACAAACUAUGCAGACGUCUGAGGAUACAAGGAUAUAUGAUAAAAUUGUAAAUGCUAUCUUUGAUAAAGAGAUGUUAAAAGCAAAAGAAAACCUCCAAGGGGCUGGUAGAUUUGGGUCAGUUGGAGAUAAUAAUUCGUCCGUUCAAUACACAGAUUUAGAAACUGAGGUUCGUGAUUAUGUUGUAGAUGUCACAAGGGAAGCAUUUAGGCAGCAUUGUGCAAAGCGGCUGGAAAUAUUAACAAUGCGAUUAUUUGAUGAUUUUCCAGAGUAUAAUAGAAAUGCAGUUAAACUUUUGACCAAUGGAGGAGACAUGCUUGAUCUUUGUUACGAGCUACGUUUGCCUUUUGUAAACUGGAUUGUAUCUAAUCAGAAAUCUUCUUUCAAACGAUAUGAGAUAACAUGUGUCUACCGACGAGCAGUUGGACGUUCAUCACCAAACCGGUACCUUCAGGGUGAUUUUGACAUAAUUGGUGGUACAUCAGCAUUGACAGAGGCAGAGGUCAUAAAGGUGACCAGGGAUAUAGUCACUUGUAUUUUUCCUGCAGACGCAUGUGACGUUCAUCUAAAUCAUGGUGACCUAUUGGAUGCAAUUUGGUCAUGGAUCGGUGUUAAGGCUGAGCACAGACUUAAAGUGGCAGAGCUCCUUGCGAUGAUGGGUUCUCUGCGCCCACAAUCGUCAGUAAGAAAAUCAAAAUGGGCUGUAAUACGGAGGCAGCUUUUGCAGGAACUGAAUUUAGCAGAAGCUAUUGUAAAUAGGUUACAAACAGUCGGUUUAAGAUUCUGUGGAGCCGCUGAUCAGGCCCUUCCUAGACUAAGAGGAGCCCUUCCUCCUGAUAAACGCACAUGCAAGGCUCUUGAAGAAUUGUCUGAGCUCUGCCGUCUUUUGAGAGUUUGGAGGAUUGACAGCAAUGUUUUUAUAGAUGCUUUAAUGUCCCCAACCGAAAGUUAUUACAGAGAUUUCUUUUUCCAGGUAUACAUAACAAAGGGGAAUAAUCCUGGAUCACUCCCAGAAGGUACCUUGCUAGCUGUUGGUGGUUGCUAUGACUAUGUGCUUCAUCAGAUGUGGAGCCGUCAUUAUAAAGCAAAUCCUCCCAGUGGCGUAGGAGCCAGCCUUGCGCUAGAGACAAUAAUUCAGAACUGUCCGAUAGAUUUUAAGCCCAUUAAAAAUGAAGCCAGCACCAAUAUUCUUGUUUGUUCAAGAGGAGGUGGUGGUCUGCUAAUAGAGCGCAUGGAGCUAGUGGCUGAAUUAUGGGAGAAAGACUUUAAGGCUGAAUUUGUUCCCGUCCCUGAUCCGAGUCUCACAGAGCAGUAUGAGUACGCCAAUGAACAUGAUAUCAAAUGUCUUGCUAUCAUCACUGAUCAGACCGAUUCUGUAAAGGUUCGCCACCUUGAACUCAAGAAGGAGAAGCAAGUUGAGAGAGAAAAUCUAGUCAAGUUUCUAUCAAAUGCUAUGACAACACAAUUUCGAAACCCCUUUAUUUGGAGCUGACUUUCGUAGAAGACCAACUUUUUGGCCUGACGCAGCUUGCCUCCGUCAACGUAUGCUGGAUAUAUUCUUGAUUCAUUACUAGAUUAUAUAUACUAGAUUAUAGUAAUACUAGUUUAUAGUACAAAUUGUACUACAAAUUAUCUUAUAUUUAGAAGUGGAGGUGGUAUUUCAUUUAGUAGGUGAAAGUUAGAAUGAUUUGAAGAAAGGGGAAUCUUGGACUUGUUUAGGAUGAUUCUUUCGGCUGCUACAGUGUAAAUAUGUAAAAUAUAAUUAAUUCUUUUUUUAUAUGAUCCACGUUAAAAGGGUUUUUUGCCCCUUUAGUUACGAUA
This is a messenger RNA of Neltuma alba, 4260 nucleotides long. Its product is annotated as eIF-2-alpha kinase GCN2. Gene Ontology annotation, biological process: histidyl-tRNA aminoacylation; mitochondrial translation; protein phosphorylation. Bases 203 to 3931 code for a protein of 1242 amino acids. NCBI's taxonomy places the organism in Eukaryota, Viridiplantae, Streptophyta, Magnoliopsida, Fabales, Fabaceae. Gene Ontology annotation, cellular component: mitochondrion; cytoplasm; cytosol. The transcript has 29 exons. Gene Ontology annotation, molecular function: histidine-tRNA ligase activity; eukaryotic translation initiation factor 2alpha kinase activity; protein binding. The record is from RefSeq and is a predicted model, not a curated record.